This is a messenger RNA of Penicillium taxi, 258 nucleotides long. RefSeq lists its product as uncharacterized. The record is from RefSeq and is a predicted model, not a curated record. The coding region runs from base 1 to 258 and encodes 85 amino acids. The transcript has a single exon. NCBI's taxonomy places the organism in Eukaryota, Fungi, Ascomycota, Eurotiomycetes, Eurotiales, Aspergillaceae.
AUGGUGAAACGUGGAAAAUGUGUUAACUAUCGAGAGAAGCAAUACUCACCCUAUCUACCUAUAGAUAUUGGUGACAUCCGCCAAGAAGACUGUCUUGGCAUGAUCUGGACAGAAAUUAAAAAGGAGCUCAUUGAUAUUAAGGAUGAGGAUUCUGGUUAUGACCUUGACACCAACUAUUAUUAUCCAAAUGAGGUGGACAGUUACCAGCACGUUGAUGAGUAUGAAUGGAUGCCAUUGAACUUUGAUAGCAGAAUCUGA